AUGAGUUCCAACUAUCUUGCGGAACCACAAGAUCUCGAACGGAGGCUCACCAAUAUGGCAGCCAUCCUUCGAGAGCGAGACGAAGAAAUCAAUUCGCUGAAGCAAAAGCUAGAGACGAAAGGGCGGGGUCCAAAGAGCCCCAAAAAGACUGGUUCUCUAAAGAUAAAACGAGGCUCCCUCACCAGAAGCAAGAAGGAGGAGCAUGCAAUUUCUGAUGACUCCACCUCUGGAAGAAGACGACGGGGAUCUAUCGAUGCGGAUGAUACUUCUAAUUUAUCCGGUGAUGAGGGGACCAUGUCGUCGAUGGCGAGGUCAAUGAUCGGCAAACAGUCCUUCAGCCACAAUAGCAUCAUGAAACCUGUUGGCAAGGCUGUUAGAGGCAGUGUCGGCAUUCUAGACUACACAGUAGAUAUUGGACGCAAGGCGGGUAAAGUGGUCCUCAAGUCUACUGGUAAGACUGGAGCAAAAGUCGGAAGGAUGCUUGGGUUCAAGACUGAGCGUCGUAAACGCUUGUCCACUGUCAAGGCAAAGAACGCACUUACAAAAUGGGAUAACGCAGUGGAAAUCAUUGAUCAGCUCUUGGAAGAUGAUGGAAAUGGUCUGGAUGCGGAAGAAAAGAAUGGGUUGAGGGACAUUCAAGAUCUCCUUCUCCGUGGGAUGGAGAAUGAGGUGGAGAAGACCUACCACAUUCCCAUCAAUUUGCUCGAAGAUAGCAAUGGCUCGCAAAGACUCUCGCUUUCCGCCAAGUCCUACGUCCUGAAAGAGUAUGGUGGUAUCACUAAGCGAGCGCCACGACCAGCCUUGAUCCGACAAGAUGGUGUUCGAAGCUCGGCAACACGAACCUUGAGUGUCGAAGAGGAUUGGGAUGUUUCCAUUCCAACCGAGUACGUCAACUUGGAGAGGGAGCAAAGGUGCAAGAUCUUUGAAAUGCUUAAGUGGGAGAACUUGAAGAAAUGGGAGUUUGAUAUCUUUGCGCUCAACGAAGCAUCCGAUGGUCACCCACUGGUGAUGAUGGGUUGGGCAGUUCUUGGGGCUCCUCACGCACAACGAGCCAUGGCCCAGUCUUGUGAUCUCUUGGGAGAUUGCAAUGAUGAUGAGUUCCUACAGGGAUACAACUUUGUCGAAUCCGAGAUGAAGAUUCCCAUGGACAAGCUUUGUCUCUACUUACGCUUGGUGGAGGACAAUUAUCGGGAGAACCCAUACCACAAUGCGGUACACGCAGCAGAUGUGGUUCAAACUCUCAAUGCUCUGAUCCAGAUGGCCGGAACCGAAAUCAAAGCCUCUGAUGAAGAGCUCUUCUCCAUUCUUUUGGCUGCAGUUGUUCACGAUGUCGACCAUCCAGGAUUGAACAAUAGCUACCAGGUGACGGCACGGACCAACUUGUCACUACAAUACAACGAUAUUUCGGUGCUCGAGAAUUAUCACGCUUCAAAGGCAUUCACAAUGAUGAUCAAGUCGUCACCUUUUGGAGACGUACAGCCCGAAAAAUUGGUUCGAUCAGAGUCUGUGAACCUUGGCACAGAGAGUGACUUUGAUAUCUUGUGCAACUUGGAUAGUGAGCAGUAUGCGGCAAUCAAGAGCAAAACCAUCGACGCUAUUCUUCAUACGGACAUGAAACUUCAUUUCCAAACGGUCAGCAAGAUCAAGGGGGUGAUCAUAAACGAGGAAAAACAAGGCGAAGCUGAUACAAUGUGGGAUAUAUUGACGUUCAUGCUGCACAUGGCGGACAUUUCCAAUGCUGGCAAGCCCGGGGAACUUUCUCGCCAGUGGACAGAGCGAUGUCUGGAAGAGUUCUUCGAGCAGGGAGACCAGGAGAAAAAGCUGGGAAUGGAACCGAGUCCACAGUGCGAUCGAGACACUGUCUCCAGACCAGACUCACAAAUUGGUUUUAUUCAGUUCGUCGUGUUACCAGCUUACGAAGUUCUUGCAUGUAUUAUUCCGGAGCUGAAGACUGUUGCCAUUCCGCAACUGGAACAAAACCGAAGGUAUUGGGAAGGGGAAGCCAUGAUGGUGGAAGAGGAAGAUAGUACUAUAUCUCCAAACACCGAACAUGAGCAUUCCAUUACGGAGUCGACUGAUGAUUUCUCCCUGGAAGGAGAACGAUAA
Molecule: messenger RNA, 2106 nt
Organism: Cylindrotheca closterium
Lineage: Eukaryota; Bacillariophyta; Bacillariophyceae; Bacillariales; Bacillariaceae
Source: the annotation of a GenBank genome assembly